CUAUCAAAUGUCACUUGCUUAUCAGCUGAUUUUUUAAUCAACAAUAAACUACACAACAAAAGAUAUCAAGAAAAAAUGGACAACGAAGUGUCUCUUGAUAAAAUUGUUGAAAAAUCCAAGCAAUGGACUCUCGAAGGUGACUGCUCUUUGCUUCAAUGGAUGAAUCAGAUAUCCAAUAAUUUGGAAGAAAGAGUUACCAAAACAACUUCUGCUAUAAAUGAUAUGUCUAUUAAAUUAGAUAGAACAUCUAUAGCUUUGAGUAAUGUAACAAAUAAUCUAGCUGCUUUACAGUAUUCCAAAUUUGUUGAGAAUCGAGUUCAUGACGAUGAUGAAACUUUGUCUGUUCCAGUUACUGUUCCAAAUGAUGAUGUGACCGAUAACAAGAACUCAGGACAAGACAUUUAUUCGUUUUUGAAGAAAAAUCUGGAAAUGAUGAAUUCUUGCCAUGAAGCAUACUCUAUAAGCUAUGAGGACUCUGACGAUGAUGACGACGAACCAGUUACGAAUGUCGUGUAUCGUUCAAAGAAUCCUUACGAAGCACGUCCCUUACCUCAUAUAUACGGUUCAACUUUGUGGAAGGAAAAAUGGCAUAUUGGUCUAUGUGACUCUGAUAAUGAUUUCUCGGGCGAUGAAAAUUCUGAACAAUUCUCCGAAUCAUCAUCUACCGCAGAUGAAUCAUACGAGAGCACAGCACCAACCAUGUCUGAAUGGGAUUCCACAGCAUGGGGAUUAAAUACUCAAAACAAUAUCGAAAGAAAAGAUAUGCAUACUCCUUCGAAUGAUGGAGAGUCUUCAUAUCAAGGUGAUGAUUAUUCUCAAUCAAAAGUAUCCACACCUAGGACUCAGAGAAGUGUUGCUAUCUCACAACCGCCACAACCGAUUCAGGAUCAACGAUACUAUCAUCAUAUUCCUCGGCGACAAGAGAAUCUAUUUGAUGACAUUUUCAAUGAAUCAAAACCACAGGAAGUGCCUACUGCUACUCAAGUUGUUCCACCUCAGAAUGUCCCCUCUCAGGUUGUCACACCUCAAGUUAUAACCGCUCCACAAAAGAAAAUUAUACCAGAAAGUUAUAUUCCAAAUGAACCACCACCAGAUGAACAAUCAAUUGAAAGUGACAAUAAUCGUCGUGUUGGAGCAAAGAAAACUCUCAAUUUAUUUGAUGAUGAUGAAUUUAGCUCAUUUAUGGAUCAAAUUGUUCAAAAAGCUACAAAUAAAAAUAUCAAAUCUGAUGAACAACCUCAGAAAAAUCCAGAACCACCGAAAAAAACAGUGGCUCCAAAUCUUUUUAACGACUUUAAUGAUGAUACUCCUGCUGAUGAUGAUUUCCAGAGUAAGCCUAAAAAAGCUGAAUCUUCAAAUAUUUUUAAUGAACCCAGUGUUCAUAAACAACAACAGCCAAUUAAAAGUGUUGCACAAAAUCUUUUUAAUGAUUCCGAUGAUCUUUUUAGUCGUCCGUCGGAGAAAGUUAAAGACCCACCUAAAAAAACUGUCGCUCCAAAUCUUUUUAGCGAUUCCGAUGAUCUAUUUACUCCAUCAAUCAGUAAACCUCCAGUUGUUGUGAAACAAAAAGCCUCCUCACCAAAGCUAGAAGAUGACAUUUUCACACCUUCUCCCAAGUCGUCGGCAAUUAUUGAGAAAACAAAAAUCAAAAACCUAUUUGACGAUGAUGACGAAGAUGAUGAUUUUGAUAAUAUUUUUGCCUCGAAACCAAGUUCAAGUAAAACAUUCACUCAGGCUACCAAAAAUCUAUUUGAAGAUGAUUUAUCAGUGGAACCUGAAAAUAAAGGAGUGACUCUAGCGAAGGACGAAUCGAUCGAGGAAGUUACUAAGGAAGGAUUAUUUGAUGAUGAUAAAAAUAGUCCAGUUUUGCAAGAAGAAACGGUCCCUAAGGUUCCAUUGAUGAAGGAAACUCCUAAUGUUCAAAAAGUCAUUUUUGAUGUGGAAAAAGAAGCUUCCCCUCUACUAAAGGAGGACACAUCCAAAAUUGGGUCAUUACUCAAAAAAGGUCUUUUCGAUGAUUUUGAUGACCUAGAAGACGAAGAUGAUAUAUUUUCCACCAAACCAGCGAAAAAAGAUCCUUUUGAAAAUCUAUUUGAAAAAGAUAAAAAGCUUUCAGUUAUACCAAGCAAAUCUUUGUUUGGUGAUGAUGAGGAAGAGGAUUUAGUUCCAAAGGUGACUGAAUCGAGAAAGGAAGAUCAAGUUGAAAAAAAUAAUUUGUUUGGGGAUGAAGUUCCAAAGGUGACUGAAUCAAGAAAGGGAGAUCAAGUUGAAAACAAUAAUUUGUUUGGGGAUGAAGAUGAAGUUCCAAAAGUGAUUGAGUCAAAAAUAGAAAAGCAAGUUGAAAAGAAGACUCUCUAUGGUAAUGAGGAGGAUGAAGAUAAAGGUCCGAAGUUACCUGAAUCACAAAAAGAAGAUCAGGUUGAAAAGAUGACUCUAUUUAGUGAUAAAAAAGAUGAAGAUGAAAGUCCGAAGAUAACUCCAUCAAAGCAAGAAACUCAGGUUGAAAAGAGAACUCUGUUUGGUGAUGAGGAGAAUGCAGAAGAAAGUUCGAAGGUUAUUGAAUCAAAGAAGGAACAGCAAAUUAAAAAGAAUGAAAACAAAAAACCGAGCAUUGAAGCUGUGGGAAAGGGAUCUGAGGAUGAUAUUUUUGUUCCUUCAGGCUCAAGCAAACCUAAAACUCAGUUUGAUGAUAUUUUUGCAGACGAUGUUCCCGAGGAUAACUUUGAUGGCUUUGUUCUUUCAAAAUCAGAAAAAGUUAAUGAAAAGGUUGAAGAUAUUCCAGAGACAAAGCCAAGUAACUUGGAAUCAACUGUAACAUCGACAAAACCAGCAGAAUCAUCAAACAAACCAGCUGUUGCUUCAAGAUUACCAGUUAUUGCUCAGAAACCAAUGGUGGACAAAACAUCUAAACCACAAAUAAUGCCUAGGAAAAACACUAAAUCAGAUCUGCUUGAAAAGAGUCAAGAGGAGGCUUCAAAGCAGGGCAUUGAAAAAGUAUCUUCCUCACGAACCGAAGAAUCUCAUCCAAAUAAGGAACCACUAGAAACUCCCCAACAUACUGAAUUUACAAAAAUGAAACCAGAUAGUGUUUCGAAGUUGAGUUCAAAGCCAGAAGUAUUGAAAUUCCCUGAAGAAGAAAUUCUUGAUACACCCAGCUCUUUGAAGAAACAAAAUACUCAAACUAUUGCUAAAUCAGAUGAUGAAGAUAUAAAACCUAUUCCAAAACCUAAGCCGAAAGUAAUUAUUGAAGAAGUGAAGAUAUCUACUCCCUCGAAAGAGACUUCAGUUGUACCCGUGGAACAAACUGAAAAGAAACCCUCAACAAUUCCAAGCUAUACAAGUUUGUUUCAUGAUGAUUUACCACCUGAAGAUGAAAAUCCAAAUCCCACUUCGAAUGAGGAAUCUCCAAUGCAUACUGUAGACGAUGAUGUUGAAAUUAAACCAGUUUCUUCAACAUCUGUUCCUUAUAGUAGCCUUAAUCUAUUUGCUGAUGUUCCACCAGAUGAUUACUUUUUAGUAUCUACACCGACAGCCGUGACAGCAGCUGCAGAACCCCAAACUAAACGAAUUCACAGUAUUUUCUAUGAUGAUUUCCAUGAAACUAUCGAAGCUGGUCGUGAAAUGAGAGGACCAUCGAGUUAUAUGAUCAAUGAUGAACCUCCACCAGAUGACAGUGAUAAUAAACCAAUUGUUUCAGAAAUUAAGAAAGAAAAACCACAAGUUUCGAAAUUGAAAAAAAUGAAUUUCCAAAUUAAUGUUGGAGCUUUAUUACCUUCGGCGAAGAUGCCAUCGUUUAAAAAAGCCGAAACAAUUGAGAAAAAUACUCCGAGUGAAAUUGUAACAAAUGAAGACCCUACACCUAUUGCAAAGUCUCCAGUAAAUAAUGAAAUUAUUCCUAGUCCAGAAUCAUCAUCGGCAGGAACAAGGGAACUACCUGAAAAUAUUUUACCUAAUUUAAAUAGAGAUCGUGCUAAGGUUCAAGUCAAAAGAAGACCAUCUACUCGAACGGGAAGACAAGAAAGAUACAGAAAAUCGAUGAUAGAAGACACUGUAUCUAGCAAUUAUCAUGACGAAAAUGAAACAGAUAAUGAAAUAAAGCAAUCGAUGUCUUCAUCAGUGUUUGAAGGUUUUUCAUCACGAACAGAGGAUACUAUAGUAUCGAAACAGGAAGUAAGCGAAAAACAAAAUCAAACAAAAACUGUAUCUUCCUCGCUCUAUGAAGAUUUUGGAACCUUCAAUAGAAAAGAACAACUCACUGAAGAGAAAACACAAUCUUCAAAUCAAUUGCCAGAUGAAGCAACACUUUUUGAAGAACCUGAUAAUAUUUUCAAUAAAAAAGUUGCUUCUUCAUCUUCUUCCAAAGCUACUAUAACUAAAUUACCUGUUUUAUUUAAAGAUUCCGAUUCUGAGCCUGAAAAUAUUUUCGAAACUAUGAAAUCCAAUAAAUCGAAUACGAAAGAAUCUUUGCCUGUGACUAAAAAUUUAGAUUCUCUUUUUGAUUCGGAUGAUGGAAUUGAUGAAAAUCCAUUUGGAACACCGAAGAAUUUUUUCUCUCAAUCUCAAUCCAUUGUGAAAAAAGAAACAAUCAAACCAACAGAAGAUAGUUCUAAGCCAGCUGAUUCACUAUUUGAACCUGCUCAUCAGAAAGAAAUUCAACCAGCUCAGCCUGCAUUUAAACCUACUGAAGCACCAGUUAAAACAACACCAAAAUCAUCAACACUUUUUGGUGAUUCAGAUGAUGGUUCAGAUGAUCUUUUUAAAGAUGCAAAAAGUUCUAAGAAAACUACAGUUCAGAAAAAACCUGAACAAAAACCGAAAACAAAACCAGUAAGUAAACCAGUUAAGCAAAAAGCUUCAUUGUUUUCUAGCGAUGAAGAUAGUGGAUCUGGUGAUAAUCUAUUUGGAGGAAAAGCACGAACUAAAACAGCAAGCAAAAAAAUUGAACCUGCUAAUGAUAAGGCAUCUUCGAAUUUAUUUGCUGAUUUGUCAGACGAUGAUAGUGAUGGGCUUUUUGGAACUUCAACAAAGAAACCAAUUGCAGUUAAUAAAUCAAAACCCACAUUAUCAACGAAUCGAGCGCGAUCAACUAAGCAACCUGCGCAGGCGCAGCCAGCAAAAGCAAUUAGUAACAAUCCUUUAUCCGAUUUGUUGGGCCCCUAAAAAACGAAAGCCAGAAAAACAAAACAAAAAAACGAAGUAUCCUUACUAAACACAUUCAUAAAAAUUUAUAUAACAUAUAUUUUUUUAAUUAUUAUAUUAUUAUAUUCCGUUUCUUCAUUUAUCUUUUUUUUUAAAAACAAUAUUCCUUAUAACUUAAUGCAAUGUAUAUAAUUACA
Episyrphus balteatus (marmalade hoverfly) is the source of this 5336-nucleotide messenger RNA. It is a transcript of the gene FAM21, whose product is annotated as WASH complex subunit 2. NCBI's taxonomy places the organism in Eukaryota, Metazoa, Arthropoda, Insecta, Diptera, Syrphidae. The record is from RefSeq and is a predicted model, not a curated record. The coding region runs from base 76 to 5160 and encodes 1694 amino acids. The transcript has 6 exons.